Molecule: messenger RNA, 1357 nt
Organism: Chara braunii
Lineage: Eukaryota; Viridiplantae; Streptophyta; Charophyceae; Charales; Characeae
Source: the annotation of a GenBank genome assembly
GUGGAAGAUGGGAUGUUAUACGUGUGGCCAGGAUGGCCACUUCGCGAGAGAUUGCCUGCAGCGGGCGGGCGCGCUGCUGCUAAUAAUAAUAACAAUAAUAGUAAUAACUAUAAUAAUGGCUACCAAAGGUAUAAUGGGUUGACGUGGCAGGAGAAGAAGGAUGCGGGAGACAUCGCAUGGAUGAGGGCGAGAAGCUACGAGGAGAGGUGUUCAAGCUGGAGCGAGAGCUGGCGAAAGAAGACAGCCCGGAAAAGGAGAAGGAGGAGCUACGGAGGAAGCUGGCGCAACUGCGGAAGCUGAAGGAGAAACGUGAUCUGGCCCGCGUUAGAAAGAAGACCAUGGAGGCAGAGAUAGAGUGGGAACUUGAACAGACGAGGAGAGAAGUUGAUCUAGAAGAUCAAUAUGCACCAUCGUCAUCAACAAGACCCCCACGGAAACGAAGAACAGAGACUCCAUCUACACCGUUGAGGCCACGACGAGUCAGGCAACCGAACAUGGGGAUACAUAUUGAAGAGCCAUCUACUCCGCGGACGGCGAUGACGACCAGAUCACAUAAGAAGAAUCCGAUUAUCAAUAACGAGACACUGCUCGCGGGCUGGCGAGAUAUCACGAGGAACGGCGCAGGGAACAACGUCGUGGGUUUAUGCAUGAACAUGCGAAGCUAUCUCGGAACCAAAUCAAUGGCGGAACUGCAAUGUCUCUGCGGGGAGGAAAAUGUGGAAUACGUCACGAGGGAGAAGGCAACUAAGUCACUGAUAUCAAACAAGAUGCAAGAGAAGAUUCUGCGGGGAAACGCAGGAUCUGUCGUCGAUCCGAAUCCGGAGGUGAGCUCAGAUAGGGAGCCCGAUCUAGAGACUAACUGACACUUAGACCUCGACCGAGCUUGGGCGUCAUGGGACUCGUUGGUGGAAUAUAGGAGGACGGUUAGCCAAAAUAGAGCCGUAGCGAACUCGAUAGAUGCUGCUCUUAGAACCGUGAUUGUGAUCCUCACGAUGCGGGGGGCUACACCUUGGGCAAACAAGUUCAUGGAUCUAUGGGAGAAGGGAGGUAUCGAUUGGGAGAACCCAUCGAGAUGUGUCUACGCGUUGAUCUCGGCGAAAUGCCGAAAGAUAUAUAUCGGAAAGACUAGUCGUGAACUUAGCUGCAGAUGGAAGGAACAUGUGACAUGUUGCAGAGGGAAAGAGAGCAAGAGCCAAUCGCUGUAUAGAUGGCUUAGGAAAUUCGGCACGGAAAAGUACGUGGCGAUACCACUCACAGCGGUUGAGAAUGACGACGAUCUGACGAGGAUAGAGAGAUGUCUGAUCAAGAGAUGGUCCCUGACGCUGAACUGUCUGGCGAAUAAAAUACCCAGACCGAA